Caenorhabditis remanei is the source of this 1512-nucleotide messenger RNA. RefSeq lists its product as uncharacterized. Gene Ontology annotation, cellular component: membrane raft. The transcript is spliced from 2 exons. NCBI's taxonomy places the organism in Eukaryota, Metazoa, Nematoda, Chromadorea, Rhabditida, Rhabditidae. The record is from RefSeq and is a predicted model, not a curated record. Gene Ontology annotation, biological process: innate immune response. The coding region runs from base 1 to 1512 and encodes 503 amino acids.
AUGACAUCUCCUGCACCUCCUACCCCUGUAAGCGAAUUUGAAGAUACAAUCCGGCAGUAUAUUCCAGAGGAGCUGAUUUCUCCGACUUGGAAAUGCCUCGGCGAAGACUUCUCUGUACAACUCCAGUCGCUCUUAGCCGACGAACAAUCUCAACUUGGAAUGGUCGAGUCCGCCGAAAGACUAGAGGACGAUAUCUGUUCCUACUUCGGCUUGCCAAGAAGAAAAUUCGAGGAUCCAUUCAAGAAACUCCCAUACGACUACAAAAACGCUGAUAAAAAGACGUGCAUUUACAAAAGUGAUAUGUAUAAGAUGUUCAUUGCUGCAAGUUUGUGUUGCCCACUUAACUCAUGGGUACGCGAAGUGGUCCGAGUGAUACUGGAUGAGUAUUGGAAGAGGUUUAAAGCUGAAACCAGUGACCACGAAAUGAUUGUCUGCUCGCGUGGCCCGAAUUUUUUGAAUUGGAAAGUCCAAAACGAGAAAAAAGUCAAUGUUUUGACAAAAUACAAUGUGCAACACGCGAACGAAUAUCUCGAAGCGUAUAAGAAGAUGAAACCGGAUGAGGAUCAUACUGCUGAUACCGAACUAGCUAUUGAAUAUAUUGGAUUUGUUAUGGGGAGAGUUGCGAUGUUCACCAGAGACAAUGAUAUCCACAUGCCACCCUUCCAUGUAAUGCAGAAGAAGAAGAAAGCAGUGAUCCGAGUCUUUCAAGUGGGAAAUAAGAAGUUUGUGAUGGCCGAGGAGUGGAGAAAAACUUGUGAGCAACGCGAUAUCGAUAUCAGAUGGCUCAAAAAGGAAUUCAGUGGAAUGCCGGAACUGUCAACAUUUACGUAUGAUAAAGUGGCAGAUACGAUAAAGGGCGUGGCCGAGAUUGUGACGAUUGAGAAGGAGCGUUUGCAGACAUUUCGCCAGACACCGAUACCGUAUGAUGGAGGGUCUUGUAUCCUUGCCGUAGAUGCUCUUUAUGAACUUCUGUUGGAUAUGAUUGUGGUAAAGAAGGUUUUCCAGACAAAUGAAGAGAAUCACCUCGAAAAGUUUUUCGCGUUGAUGGAAUUCUAUUUCGAUGUGAGCAGAGGUGUCUAUUUUCUCUCAUUUGAAAACGUUGAAGUUAUCUGGACGAUGUGGGAGUAUUUCUACAGUCAUCAGAUGAAGAAAUCGAAUGGAAAGGUUAUCAAGAAAGCAAAAACCGCUGGUUUCUUUGUUGGCGAAUUGAAUGAGACACUCAAGUCCUUGGAACUGUGCUUCGAAGACAUUUCAAAGUAUGCGGAUCUCAUAUAUCCCAAGUUGGCUAACGAGAACGGAUUAUCACUAUAUCAGCUUCAAAUGGCAGUGAUCUAUUGUCAAAUCAACUGUUUCGCUCGGAAAGUUCCCAAGAUUUUGGAGUUUAUUCAUAAUCAAAACUCGUGCAACCGAAUGAAUAUCGUUGAAUGUCAGCAUUGUAGUGAUGAAGCGGCCGUCAAAAAGAUGGAGAAUUUGGAAAUCGGCGGGAAGAAGAAGAAUAAGAAGAAGAAGUGA